This is a messenger RNA of Siniperca chuatsi (mandarin fish), 1203 nucleotides long. RefSeq names its product claudin-4-like. The transcript has 4 exons. Bases 529 to 1185 code for a protein of 218 amino acids. Gene Ontology annotation, biological process: cell adhesion; bicellular tight junction assembly. Lineage: Eukaryota; Metazoa; Chordata; Actinopteri; Centrarchiformes; Sinipercidae. Gene Ontology annotation, cellular component: plasma membrane; bicellular tight junction. Gene Ontology annotation, molecular function: structural molecule activity. The record is from RefSeq and is a predicted model, not a curated record.
GAAACAUUUGUUACUUUGAGAAACUCUGUGCUCCACAUCAGCCAUUUCAGUGUGUAUAAAAUCCUGAAAAUCUUGAUUUGGUUCUAGCUCAGAGGUGUUUGAAUACUCACUGUAUAUGUACUCUCUGGACCACGUGUGUAUAUCUCUGUUGAUCUUUGUGUCAUCUGACUACUUAACAUAACAGCAAAACAUAACAGCUGAUGAGAGCAACUUACUCUCUAUUUCAACAGAGACAAGAUAAAUGUAAUCUUAUUUUUUCCCUCUGAAAACCUGCAGAGAAAUAUUAAAGAUUAGAACUUUGUCCUGGAGUCACAGUGGAUAUUUUUGGUGAAUUUGCUUGUUUGUUGUAACUCUGGUUUUAGUUUACUGCUGCAUAACUGCCUCUUUAAAUGGUGGGCCAGGGCAGGCAGAUCUGGGUCCUGGCACUGGUUCUGAUGGGUGUUUUAAAAGAGGAAAAAAAAGAGUUUCCCCUCUGGGAUCAAUAAAGUAUUUCUGAUUUUAGAAGUUUGUUUGGCAUGUGGACUGCCAAUGUGGUGGAGGACAUCUUUUGUGGGAGCAAAUGUUGUGACUACACAAUCGGUGUGGGAUGGUCUGUGGUUACACUGUAUCCUUCAGGCCACAGGUCAGAUGCAGUGCAAGAGACACACAGCAUCCAUCACUUUGACCCCUGACAUCCAGGCUGGACGUGCCCUCACAUUGCUCUCCAUCCUCCUGGGGUUCAUCGUCACCCUCCUCAGAGGAGGCGUAGCAAACUGUAGUGGCGCUCCACCUGACCCCUUAGAGCAUCCGACCACCUCCUCCUCCAGAAAAAAGGGGUCUCUUCUGGGUGGAGUUCUGUGCAUCCUGUGCCUGGUUUCAGUUAGCUGGUCAGUGGGAACAACGAUCUCAGUCUACAAUGACCCCUCAGUGGCCGCUGCCCUGAAGAGAGAGGUGGGCUCCUCCAUCUACAUAGGCUGGUCCUCCUCCGUGCUGCUCCUGCUCGGAGGUGCUCUGAUCUGCUUCUUCUGCGGUGAGAAGGAGAGAUCCCAACAUUCCUACUACUCCUACAUGCCGUACAGCAUCAACACUAAACUCGGUUCAUCCCGCAUGGCCACUCUGAGGUCUGAUGUCGCAGAUCAAACAGCUCGAGGAUGUUUGAUCGUCAUACGCCUAGUAGGAUGUGUUGAGAAGCAUCUGGUCAGGUGAGAUUUCUUCACGAACCAG